AUGUCAGCAACACUUCAAUCGUCAGCAAUGAUCUUCUCAGUUCAUGCAAUCAUCGAGUUGCUCUGGGGCUGGGACGGCAAAAGUGAGCAUUGGCGCCAAAGCCAAAUCGCAGCUGGCGAACCCAAGCAAUGGAUCUACGCCAAGGAUCCACUGAUUAGCGCUCCGCCGCUAUCAAAUAGUGUGCACAUUCGCCAUUUUGGUUGCAAUGUAGUGACUGAAGACACCGCGGAGCUGUCUCUCUUCUUUGGGACCAUGGCCGGCUCGUCGCCAGGGUCACAAUCACAGGGUGACCGCAACCAAACGGAGCAAGCAUUGACGAAGGAGAAACAUGAAAUCCCCGUCCUGGGAAGUUGGAGCCUGCCUCCUAGGGAGUUUUGCGACAGUGUGGACUGUUUCGUUCCAUUGCAACCGAGGCCCACAUCGGCAGCAACUGCGAAACCCGCUUCUUCUUGCCCUCCAUGCCCGUCCGGCAAGACUUGCAACAGGAAAGCAACGUUUCUAACCAAGGAGGUUUGGAGGAAAGGGGAAAAUGGAUCGUCGAUGCCAGCCCCGACUCACUCAGAAUCGUCCCAUCGAGCUGAUGGUGAGGCUAUUCGCACUAGUACCGCCGAAACGUCAACACUCCCAGCAGCACCCACUGCCUGGCCACCUAUCAGUAGUAUCGCCCAGCAAAGGGCAGCGUGGGCGCUCUUCCGGCCUGCCAUCACUGCAGCCUGCCACACUUCCGGCCUAGUCCCUGUAGGGCGCGCCGAAGAGUCUGGACCACAGGGCCUUGACCAUGCCAACGCGGAGGGGCGCAUGGCACGGGAAGGGGCCCAGAAGAUUGGAAUCGCCGACGAGCACACGACCACUAAACCACCAAAGCGAUGCAGGAUCAUGUCGCCAUUAACCGGCUAUGGGGUGAAGGGAAUAUCCAUUCAGCCCUCAGGAACGCAGCAUGAGGGUCGAUUCCAGUGGGACAGCCAAUCAGCCAAGGGAUAA
Molecule: messenger RNA, 981 nt
Organism: Colletotrichum lupini
Lineage: Eukaryota; Fungi; Ascomycota; Sordariomycetes; Glomerellales; Glomerellaceae
Exons: 8
Coding region: 1-981 (326 amino acids)
Source: RefSeq, a predicted model, not a curated record